CCUAGUCCACUCCAGUUGGCACCUGGCUGUUUGUCUGAUCAAUUUGCUUAUACCGCAAUACUUUAGUGUAUUACCUUAAUGACCAGGAAGUGUUUCUACCUGAAAAUAGAAGACAGAAGCAGAGGGAAAUCCCUCCAGAGAAGCCACUCCCAGAAAGUUUCGUACAUCGUUACAUUACAAUGCUGGGAGGGAAAGAACCAACUGCGUGCCGCAGGCUCCGUCUACUCACAGUACUGCUCGGUAUAUUCAUUGCCUCAGCCAAUGGAAUUGAAACAGAAGUUAUUCCUCGCAACCCAUCGGAAGGCCACCCUGUUCUUAUUAAUAUCAUUGGCAUCACAGAAGACAUACGAUUCUCUGAGUGGUACCUUGGAAACAACACUUCUGCUGAAAAUCAGAUUAUAAGGUACAACAAUGGAGAUGGUUCUCAAAACAAAGGAGCAAAAUACUUUACCGGAGCCAACAUCUAUCCUAAUGGCUCGUUGGAGAUUCAAAAUUUCCAAAAGGAAUUAGAGAGUAAUUACACCGUAUUUAUCCAGGGGAGGGCUAAUCCAUAUCAACAGACUGUCUUCCUCAGUGUAGCGAUGGUUUCAUCCAACACAAUACAAGUUCAGCGGAUUCCUGAUUCACCGCGAGUAAAUCAAACUGUUCUUUUUAAUGUCACUGGGAUCUCAGAAAACAUUCGAUUCUCUGAGUGGUACCGAGGAAAUGACACAUCUGCUGCAAAUCAGAUUAUAAGAUACAACAAUAAUGAUAAUUCUAAGAAUUUGGGGGCGAAACACAUUGAAAGUUCCUCCAUCUUCGCCAAUGGCUCCUUGGAGAUUAAGAAUGUCACAAAGGAUCUUGAGGGUGACUACACCGUCUUUAUCCAGGGAGCUCAAACUCCAUUUCAGAGCACCGUGUCCUUGAAGGUUGACGUCUUCCUCAGUGUAGCGAUGGUUUCAGCCAACACAAUAGAAGUUCAGCGGAUUCCUGAUUCACCGCAAGUAAAUCAAACUGUUCUUUUUAAUGUCACUGGAAUCUCAGAAACCAUUCGAUUCUCUGAGUGGUACCGAGGAAAUGACACAUCUGCUGCAAAUCAGAUUAUAAGAUACAACAAUAACGAUAACUCUAAGAAUUUGGGGGCGAAACACAUUGAAAGUUCCUCCAUCUUCGCCAAUGGCUCCUUGGAGAUUAAGAGUGUCACAAAGGAUCUUGAGGGUGACUACACCGUCUUUAUCCAGGGAGCUCAAAAUCCAUUUCAGAAAACUGUGUCCUUGAAGGUUAGCGACCCGAGUACCGACAGGCGUGGUUUGAGUGGUGGAGCGAUAGCUGGCAUUGUCAUAGGUGUUUUAGUAGCGGUUACAGUUGCAAUUGUUGUUGGCGUAUAUGUGUUUAAGCCUAAAGACUCAGGUUAAUGAUUGGGUGAAUUUUGAGGGUCAGAGGUGGAAAUCCUAUCCAGAGGAUUUAUUACAGAGAAGCUUAUUGGGUCUUCCACCUUUCUAAGCAUAACUCUAUAAUGGAGAUCUGAGUACAACAAACUUUCAAUCAAGCUGCGUUUGACAAUAACAAUCUCACCUCUGACUCUAGAUGGGCAGAUUUACUAAGACACCAAAUAUCUCUCUCUCUCAUUUUGCACAGCAUGAAUGGUCUUUUAAAUGUUCAAUAUUAAUGGAUCAAUCCACCCUAAUCUGAUAUUUAAUUGGCGGGCUAAGCCCCAGCUAAAAUAUUUAGGAACUUAAGUAGUAAGAUUUCUUAAAAAAAAUCCAACAGUAGGGCUGGAUUCACACUGGUACGACACGACUGUUAUCCUUCUUUGCCCUGCGACGUGGGCCCUACUUUGGUCCUACUUCUAUCCGACUUGAAUGAAUGAGAUAAGAUCUGGCUCCGACUUUGAGAUAGUCUGACUGGUCCUUUUGACCAAUCAUACCAAUCCCAGCUGCUGUAAUCCCCAUGUUGGAUGGUUAGGACAAGGAUCCGACUUCCCAAUAUAUUUAGGACGUGGCACUGCGCUACUAUAGACACCCACAGCCCACCCUGUGGUUCGUGAUCUAUUGAUAUUCUUUUAUUAAUUCAAGGAUCCGACUUCAGCCCAUUGAAUAUCAUUGAAGUCGGACCAACCUAGUGCAGGAAUCUUUUUCAAAGUCGGUUAAAG
Rana temporaria (common frog) is the source of this 2131-nucleotide messenger RNA. Its product is annotated as carcinoembryonic antigen-related cell adhesion molecule 10-like. Bases 180 to 1394 code for a protein of 404 amino acids. The transcript has 6 exons. The record is from RefSeq and is a predicted model, not a curated record. Lineage: Eukaryota; Metazoa; Chordata; Amphibia; Anura; Ranidae.